This is a messenger RNA of Hylaeus anthracinus, 5149 nucleotides long. RefSeq lists its product as uncharacterized. The record is from RefSeq and is a predicted model, not a curated record. Lineage: Eukaryota; Metazoa; Arthropoda; Insecta; Hymenoptera; Colletidae. The coding region runs from base 686 to 4756 and encodes 1356 amino acids. The transcript has 7 exons.
ACUGCGUUCUAGUCGGCCAAUUGCGAAGGGUUUCCCUAAUAAGAACUUUUCUAGAAGAGGGAACACAAGCAUACGCGCGAGAUUCCUUGGUUUCUGUCCUUACACUUUACACGCGACAUCGUCUAAAACCGCUCUGCGGGAUAUGCCAAUCGGGACAGUUCAAUCUCGAUGGUAGCUUUCUAUAUUUUAAGAUACGAGUUUCUUAUUUUGCUGAAAGACAAUUUUUAUUCAAUUUUCACAGUCGUUCUUCACACACAUUCUUUUAUCAAGACACCACUCUAUUCGCUUUCGCGAGUUCCCGAGAGCAUGUUUCGCAAAACACUCAAAGUUGUUAUCUGCGUUGAAUAACGUUAUUCAUUUUUAUUUCUGAUUGCAUUUCGCACAUGCUUCUUCUUUUUUGGGAUCAACUACUUGCGAUGCUUCAAAUUCUCCGUGAAACUUGUACAAGAUAAUUCUGAAUUGAACAGAACUUAUUUUUGUAUCGUAGACUUCUAGUAUUCUAGAAUCGAUCAUGUAUCCUCUCGCAAGUGAAAACAGUGAAUUCAGCGCUAAAGUUAUUUGGUGGAUUUCGUGAGUGUGAAAAAGGGGAAUCGAUAUAAAAUCUUAGCUCAUCGCCAACGCUGCCUUCGAACAAAUUAUAACGUCGUCGAGUGUGUGUGUGUGUGAAAAAAAAAAAAAAAAAAAAAUGAAAGAACGCGAUAUUAACCGAUCGAUCGAUCCGUCGCAAAAGCACAAAGGAAGAUCGAAGAAGUACAAGUCGCCAACGAGAUUGUUCGAUCUGAAUUGCUGGCCGAAGGUAAUGAUAUCCCGCGACAAUAGAAUUUGUAAGAAAACCGACGAAUCUUCGGGAACCACCUCCUUAUCGUUUUCUGAAUCACAUUCGAGUAAAGCGCAGGCCGAAGAAGAGGAAGAAGACGACGAUUUCGAAGAAGAGAAAGACGAUGAGGACGAAGACGAAUACGAAGAAGAAGAAGAAGAAGAAGUAGGAAAAGAUGAAGAAGUCAGCUGCGACGUGCAACACUUGUGUUGCGAGGAAUAUGGCACGAGUUUCGAGGAGGAACAGGGAGUCUGUUUGAUCAGUAGCUCCAGCGAGAUUCAAGAAGCCCUACGAACACGGGAAAGUACGCCAGAAAAUGUAAAAGGCUCGAAGAGGCUCAACGAAAGUGGCCUACACUGUCCGAUGAUGAAAAGUGUCCACCAGGACAGACCCAUUUUCGUCGAUCUGACGGCUGACGAGAAGAAUACGUGGAAACAGACCAUACUAAAACGGUUUUGCGACGUGAACACGUUGAACAGGGUAGACCAAGGAGAGGGUGAAUCUGCAAACGUUACCAUAGAACCACGAAUCAUGAUAGCAGACAGUUCCAGCAAACUGAACUGUAAGGGAAGCGCCAGCUUGGCAACUGCCCUACGGGAUCGUGGACAAUGUUUGAUACCGAUGCAACCGAACCGUUCUCUGCCGAUUCGUCCGGCUCCACCUGUGCCUACCAGAUCCUUUCGCAUGGACUGUUCGUCGCUGCUGUUUCUAUCCAAGCCCAUCAAUCUGGACAUCGUCGAAGUGGAGCCAGUAACCUCGAUCAAUAUGUUAUCAAACGAGGAGGCUUGCAAAAGCGUAGACGUUAAUCCUAACGAAACACUCGCCGUAAAAGAGUUCGCGAGUUCUCAAGGUUACGUAAUUCCCCAAAUUUCCAGCGUAGAAAGUCUGCGCGGAGUGAAACGAAAAAUCAACGACGACAUGGAUUACGAGAAGGAUGUUAUCAAGGAGAACAGAAAGAAGAAACGAUCGCAUGAAGCAGAUUCCAGUCAGAACAGAGACGAAUGCGCGGAGAGCACCAUCAAGGAAUUUUUAACAAAUUUCUGUGGCUCGAACGAGACAGGGGAAGCACAGACCACAUGCAGCGACAAGUGUGUCAGAGUUGUGUCAACAACUAAGGAAGGAAGCGGGGGUAAAGUGGUACCCCCAUUGAGAUUGAAGAAAGUCGUUCCUACAGAGGCAGAUAGAUACAACAACUCUCAGACAACCACAAGGGCGGAACAGGAAUCGAAUUACAGAAUUAUUACAGGCACGACCCCGCGACCAGAAUCGAGCACGGUAGCCAGCAGUUGUUGGAACGACAUGGCCUAUGAAAAGAAAACGAAUCUCGCGUGCUUGAAAACUGAUAGCUACAAGUUGAAGUAUCGGCGAAACAAGUUGAAGCAAAAACUUCGCGAACUGCGCAACAAGGCUCUGGAGCUGGCCAAGCAGAUGGCUAACGAUUCCAGCUUCCAACGGAACACAAGGUUGAGACAAGUGAUGAAUCGCUACGAAAAACAGAUAGAGAACUUGUCCAAGUUGCACAGCAAACUAUCCACAACGAUUCCCAUCUCCAACGAAGUGGUCGACGUGAACGAUAACGACGGAUGUACGAUCGAUGACGAAUAUCUUCUUGGAAACUUAAACGAAGAAAGCAAGGAAUCGUUGAAAAACAGCGUCCCAGCCGCAUCACCCGAGCCGCCAAAAUUGUCACCGCGAUCGCCGUCUAAUUAUGAGAAUCUGCUGCCUGGAGAAAUUAGGAACAGUCCACCGACCCUGCCAAGAGUGUGUCUCUCUAUUUCGUCGAGUCAGAACUCGGUCGACGAAGAUCUCCAGAACUCGGAGAGUAAAGUCUGGCCCAUAAUCGAAGACUCGACGAAAUCAACGAUUUCAGCAGGCAUAACAGAUUCUCCUGUUCGGUGUAAUACCACGGAGGAAGGUCCCGCGGAUCUCGAGGAGUGCAUGGAAACGAGACAGCAAAAUAAAAUGAACGUUGACGAGGAAGAUUUCAACGUCACUAAUAUAUCCUUAAAUCGUAGCGAGAAACCAACUCAAUUCUUUGAUAGUAAUCGUAUAGAUCUGGAAAAGAAGAAAGAAAAUAAGAAAAUGACGGACGAGACUCCAUCGGAUCGUCUGAUGGUCCAGGAAUUAGAGAAAAUCAGAUGUCGUGGAUUUUCUGCGUCUAUGCCUGUUAUAAGUUCUGUCACGGGUGGUCUGCAAGUAACAGCGAGCGUUCCAGCUAAAAAAAUGUUUCAGUCACCGUCUGACAAACAACUUGCUUUGCCAGAAGAACACGUCGCGCAAUCUACUUCUUACGAACCCAGUCGAAACGAUGUUUCGGCUGCGAAAGUCAACGAAAUCAGUCAAAAUGUUACAUCGAGCUCAAGUCAGUCGAUACAACUCAACUCCAUAGGGACAAUGUCAAAACAGGAGCAUUUUAAGUCGCAACAAAACUGUAAGGGAGAAAAAUUUCCAAACGAUUCUACCCAGAUGAGUUCCAACAGUCAAUCGAUAACCGAACAAUUUCCAACUCUCGGUAACUGGUUGGCACGAAUGUCUAAGAAACAAACUUUAAAAACCAAAUCCAAGUUACAAACUGUGGAAAACGUUUCUUUUUCAUCGACGGAGAAAGCUUCUUGUAUUCCUGAGCCCGAAGUGCCAAAGAUAACUGGGCCUAAUACAACUAACAAUAUACUAAACACAACGCCUCAAUGCAGUACAGACAGGUGGCAAUAUUACCAACACCAACGACAACAACGACAACAACGACAACAACAACAAGAACAACUACUGCAACACGUCGCUGCGUCUGUAACUCUUCCGCAACCAGUUCCAUCGGUACCACCUAUACGUCCCAGCAUCUGUUCACCCAUCCCUAUGAACCAGUUUUACCCAAACAACUAUGCUAUCGAUCCUUACAAUGGUGUCGCUCUAAAUUAUCAUCCACCUCUGUGCCCUUAUGGUACUUAUCCGUACCCUCCUCGGCUACAUCCGUCUCUACCGGGAUACCAUCUACCUAUGCAAGAAAGCCUGCGCCCUUUGCAACACAUGGACAAGCGUUUCCCACUGGUACAAGACCCAAUGGUGAAAUACACAUCUCCAACGACGAGCAACCUGCAACAUCCAAACAACAUGGGCUUCGAUCGGCUACGAGGAAGCUCUGCUGCUAGUAACUCUAACGCGGGGACCUGUCUACCACCGCUCUUCUUGCCGUCAUCGUCUUUACCCACGUCGCAACAGACUUUACCGCGAUCAUCGAUGUCCGGCUUUUCAACGAACAACCAGUACUCUCAGAACAGGAUGUUUCCAGAUGUUGUUGCAGCCGCAGCUGCCGCCGCCGUUGUUGCUGCUGCUUCUUUCGACAGACAACGCGACACAUUAACUUCUAACAGAGCCAGCACGGACGGAUUACAAGCCACUGGUCUGACAAACGUGAUGAACGGACAGCCUCCUCACGUGGCAAGUUCUAGUAAAAAGGUCGUCAAUCAAGAUACGAUUAAUCAAACGCAAGAUACCAAUUUCGGUGAAGAAGGCCACGACAACACCGCCAAGUAUCAACAGAUGCAGAAUUUCCUAUUCGAUCGACUGACGUUUGUCAAGACCGGUGAUAAUUUCACGCAACCAAACUCGAUUGCUAGCGGUGACAUGCAGGCGGCAAUGUCAUCUAUCGUUUCAACGACUCCAUAUCGGGUGGCUUCGGUGUCAUCGCACGCCCAAUUGCCAAAGAACACCUCAGGAAACCAGUUUAGGAAUUGCAAAACGCCCCAUCUCGGUAAAGUGAACCGCAGCCCAAACAACUUGCAUAGUCUUUCAUGUUCAAAUUGCGGCGUUAUCGGGCCGAAGUUCAAGUGUCUCGGAUGCGAGAUAAUUUUUUACUGUGAUGAACGGUGCCAAGAAAAGCAUUGGAAUGUACACAUGCAAUGGUGUCCGAAGAAAAUGCCAAAAUUAAAAAAAGUCACUUGAAUAAUAAGCGUCAAGUCCGAAUCUAGGUGCGGUUUAUUUUCAAUAAUUUAUAUACCCGCGUUUCGAAAAUUAUAUUUAUUCGUCGCAACAGUAAUUCCCGCUUUUAAGUGACAAAAAAUCAAUUACCAAUUCACUUAUCUGCCAAAAAAAAUUAAUAGAAUAUUGCGUAUGUAUUCUAUAUGCUUAAGUCAUUUGUGUCUGCAUUGUUUAGAUGUAUUUACGAACAUAAGUAUAGACGUAAAAAUGCACUAAAAAGCAAUGCAAUUGAUGAUGUGAUAAUCUUGUGCCUUAUUUUUUUAGACCUCACAGGUAGUUUUAUUAUCAGUGUUUAUGAAAGAGUGCUAUAUAUAUUUUUAUAAAAAUUGUAUCACGUGAUAUAUCGACGCUUGACGA